AUGCUUAACCUGAGCUCCGCCCCCUCUUCCCGGAACGCCACUGCCUCCGCCCGCCGCCGGGCGCUCGGAGGCGCCGAGGCGGACCUCCCUGGGAGGGAGUGCUCCCAGUCCGCCAACGGCCAGAGGUCCCAGGCCCCAGGCAGCCCGCCGGCCUCUGAGGUUCCUGAAGGCGUGGCGGGCAGAGGUAAGUGCGCGUUCAGCCCGUUUCCCCCUGUGCAGGAGCGUCUGAGGAACGGCAGGAUCCCCCGGGAGAAGCUCCGGGGCCCGUCCCCCCACCAGGCAGGGGAAGAGGCCGGGCCCUCUGGGAAGCGGCAGAAGAACGGGGGCCGCUGUUUCCCCAACCAGAGGCUGACCGCUGAGCCCGAGCUGGAGGAGAAGCUGUUGGAUAGCAGAGAUGAGCCGUCCCAGGGCUCCCUCAGCGGCCCCCAGCGAGACCCACCAGAGCCCCCCGGGCCCCACCCCUUCCCCAAACCUGAGCUGGCCAUGACACAGAGCCUCACUCUCAUCAGCUCAGAGAACUGGCAGGAGAAGAUGGAAGGGCUCACGGUGCUGCGCAGUCUGGCCCAGAACCACGUGGACACGCUGCUCCCCAGGCUCCGCGACGUCUGCCUCGCCCUCGUGCAAGAGGUGAAGAACCUGCGUUCGGGCGUGUCCCGCGUAGCCGUGUGCACGCUGGGCGUCCUGUACUGCCACCUGCAGCGGGCUAUGGACAAGGAGGUGGACACCACGGCCAGGGCGCUGCUGCACAAGGCGGCCGAGAGCAACGCCUUCAUCCGGGAGGAAGUGGACGCAGCGCUGGGCCACAUGGUGCGGCACUGCACGCCGGCACGCUGCAUCAACGCCUUCCUGGACGGGGGUUUGAGCCACCUGAGCGCGGCGGUGAGGAAGUGCGCCGCCCAGCACCUGGCCGACCUGCUGGAGAGGGUGGGCGUGGCCCGCCUGCUGUCCGGAGGGAAGGAUGUGACGGACAGAAUCCUCCCGGCCGUGGUCAAGCUGGCCCUGGACUCCUCCCCGGAACCCAGGCACGUAGAGCCCCCGGUGGCUUCCUGUGUUGGCUGGUCCUUUGGCCGCCGGAUGUUGGUGUUCCUGUCCUCCCACCGGGACUUUGAUAGCCUGCUGGAGAAGAACAUCCCCACCAAGGACCUUUCCGCCGCCCGCAAGGCGGUCAGUGGACUCAAGGCAAAGGGUCAGGGUCAGGGUCAGGGUCUGGGUGAGACGCCCCAGACCCCAGCCUCGCUUCCCGGCAGUGGCACCGCCAGGGCCUCGACGCUCCAAAGGAAGCUCCCCAAACCGACCAUAGCCCCCAGCCCCACCACCACCACUGCCACCCCCACCAACACCGCCACCACCACCCCCAGGGAGCCCAACUGCAAGUACAGCUCCAAACCUCAGGGGCCCAUCAUCGAAGACAAGUUUGAGUACAUCAGGCAGCUCACCGUUCUGCUGGAGUCCAAGGACUUCAGGGAGCGCAUCAAAGGCCUCGACCAGCUGGUGGCCGACUGCCAGCACAACCCCAGCAUGGUCAUCCGCAGCCUGUUCCCGGUGUUUGACCUCUUCAGAGACCGCCUGCUGGAGUCCAACCGUAAGGUGAACCUUUACGCCCUGGAGGCCCUGCAGGGGAUGGUGCGCCUGCUGAAGGACAACCUGUCCGGGGUGCUCAACCACCUGGUGCCCGCCAUCGUGGACAACCACCUCAACUCCAAGAACCGCGCUGUGUACUCGGCCGCCACAGGGGCCCUCUGCGAGCUGGUGCUGAACCUCGACAACAGCCUCCUCCUUGAGCCGUUCUGCUUCAAGGCACGGGUUCUUAGCGGCCAAGCAAAGGUGGACCUGAUCGAGAAGGUUGCAGAGCUGGUGAUGGAGCUGUACCCCCGCCGGCCCCAGAUGGUGGAGCAGAAGGCGCUGCCCCUGCUGUGGGGCCUGCUGGGCCCGUCCAGCGGCAGUGUGCACCGGGCGACUACCAGCCUGUGCCGAGCCCUCCACCAUCAGAUGGGGCCCGGCCUGCGGCAGAGCGCCGCCUCCCAGCCCCCGAGCGUCGGCAGGGACCUCAACCAGCUGCUGAGAACCAUGUCCUGAAUAAAA
Gadus morhua (Atlantic cod) is the source of this 2082-nucleotide messenger RNA. RefSeq names its product TOG array regulator of axonemal microtubules protein 1-like. Gene Ontology annotation, cellular component: cilium; cytoplasmic microtubule. Gene Ontology annotation, molecular function: microtubule binding. The transcript has 12 exons. NCBI's taxonomy places the organism in Eukaryota, Metazoa, Chordata, Actinopteri, Gadiformes, Gadidae. The record is from RefSeq and is a predicted model, not a curated record. Bases 1 to 2076 code for a protein of 691 amino acids. Gene Ontology annotation, biological process: microtubule cytoskeleton organization.